AUGAACUUACUUUUAGGAAUUGAUCAACUGCUGUUACGUGGUGCACGUUUGAAGAAUACCUCAUGGAUCUUUGGCGCUGUAAUUUACACUGGACAUGAUGCGAAACUACUGAUGAACUCGAAAACAGCACCCCUGAAAGGUUGCACUGUUGACUCAAGAACGAACAAUCGUAUCAUUUUCCUCUUUUUUGUUCUGCUCACUCUUGCUCUUGUAAGUGCUGCCGGAGCAGAAUUUUGGCGUAGCGCUAAUCUUCCAGCAAUGUGGUAUUUAUCAUUUCUAGAAAAUGACGCGAGAGCAUCGUUUGCUUGGAAUGUACUAACCUUCUUCAUCCUUUAUAAUAACCUCAUUCCUAUCAGUUUACAAGUGACUCUAGAGAUUGUUCGCUUCUUUCAGGCUACUUAUAUCAACAACGAUGUAGAGAUGUAUGAUCCCAACAGCGACUCCUGUGCGGUUGCGCGCACAUCGAAUCUGAACGAGGAGCUUGGCUUGGUUAAGUUCGUUAUGAGUGAUAAAACUGGAACGCUGACUCGCAACGUCAUGAAGUUCAAACGUGUCUCAGUGGCUGGAAUGAUGUUUGGUGACAAUGAAAACGACGAAUUUUGUGAUGAAAGCCUUGUCAAUCGAUAUCGCAAUGAUCCGGUAUUUUUUGCCUUUUUUAUGAGGGGGUUGUUGUCUCAUGAGCGUUUAUUAGGAUUCUCCUGA
Molecule: messenger RNA, 702 nt
Organism: Cylicostephanus goldi
Lineage: Eukaryota; Metazoa; Nematoda; Chromadorea; Rhabditida; Strongylidae
Source: the annotation of a GenBank genome assembly